GAGGGUGAUGGGGGAGAUAAGGUCUGAGUGUAAAGGGAGUCAGGUUGUGUGGGGCUUGGUAGGCUGUGGUGAGGACUGUUUUAUUCUGAACGCAGCGUGAACCUGUAGAGGGUUUUGAGCAGAGGAGUGACGUUUUCUGACUUAGCUUUUAUAAGCUCCCUCCAGCUGCUGAGGGGCAUGGAAGGGGGAGUCGGGGAUGGAAAGCAGGGAGACCGACCAACAAGGAGGCUAUUGGCAUAAUCCAGGCAAGAGAUGAUGGUGCCCAAAUGUCCAUCAGCUGACAAUGGAUAAAAUAACUGGUAUCGCAGUACAAAGGAAUAUUAUCCAACCAUGAAAAGGAAUUAUGUACUGAUACACGGCUACAAUGUAGACGAAUCUUGAAAACAUCACCAUGGCGGAACAGGAUGUGGAAAACGAGCUUCUGGAUUAUGAGGAAGAUGAAGAGCCCCAGGCUCCUCCAGAGAGCGCUCCAACUGCUCCCAAGAAAGAUGUCAAGGGUUCUUACGUUUCCAUCCACAGCUCUGGCUUCCGGGACUUUCUGCUGAAGCCUGAGCUCCUGAGGGCCAUAGUGGACUGUGGCUUCGAGCAUCCAUCCGAGGUCCAGCACGAGUGUAUUCCACAAGCCAUCCUGGGCAUGGACAUCCUGUGCCAGGCCAAGUCAGGGAUGGGCAAGACAGCGGUUUUUGUGUUGGCCACCCUGCAGCAGAUUGAGCCCGUCAACGGACAGGUGACGGUCCUGGUUAUGUGCCACACUCGAGAGCUGGCCUUCCAGAUCAGCAAGGAGUAUGAGCGCUUCUCCAAAUACAUGCCCAGCGUCAAGGUGUCUGUGUUCUUCGGGGGCCUGUCCAUCAAGAAGGACGAGGAGGUGUUGAAGAAGAACUGUCCCCAUGUCGUGGUGGGGACGCCGGGCCGGAUCCUGGCGCUUGUGCGGAACAGGAGCCUCAACCUGAAGAAUGUGAAGCACUUCGUGUUGGACGAGUGCGACAAGAUGCUGGAGCAGUUGGACAUGCGGCGGGACGUGCAGGAGAUCUUCCGCCUGACACCCCACGAGAAGCAGUGCAUGAUGUUCAGCGCCACCCUGAGCAAGGAGAUCCGGCCCGUCUGCAGGAAGUUCAUGCAAGACCCCAUGGAGGUGUUUGUGGACGACGAAACCAAGCUCACGCUGCAUGGGCUGCAGCAGUACUACGUCAAACUUAAGGACAGUGAGAAGAACCGCAAGCUCUUUGACCUCCUGGAUGUGUUGGAGUUUAACCAGGUGGUGAUAUUUGUGAAGUCGGUGCAGCGCUGCAUGGCCUUGGCCCAGCUCCUCGUGGAGCAGAACUUCCCAGCCAUUGCCAUCCACAGGGGCAUGGCCCAGGAGGAGCGCCUGUCACGUUAUCAGCAGUUUAAGGACUUCCAGCGGCGGAUCCUGGUGGCCACCAAUCUGUUUGGCCGAGGAAUGGACAUUGAGCGUGUCAACAUUGUCUUCAAUUAUGACAUGCCCGAGGACUCAGACACCUACCUCCACCGCGUGGCCCGUGCGGGUCGCUUUGGUACCAAAGGCCUGGCCAUUACUUUCGUGUCUGAUGAGAAUGAUGCCAAAAUCCUCAAUGAUGUCCAGGACCGGUUUGAAGUGAAUGUGGCAGAGCUUCCAGAAGAAAUAGACAUCUCCACAUACAUUGAGCAGAGCCGGUAACCAUGUGCCCGGAUGUCCUGGAGCCUCCCUGCUUCCCACAUGUUGCUUCAAGUCCUCUUCCUAGGUGACAGUGGGCCUUUCUUUUUACUGUUUAAAAGCUGUAGAUUUGUGUAAGAAUAAAUUUUUAUUAUGGAA
This is a messenger RNA of Orcinus orca (killer whale), 1810 nucleotides long. RefSeq names its product DExD-box helicase 39A (gene DDX39A). The transcript is spliced from 11 exons. Gene Ontology annotation, molecular function: RNA helicase activity; RNA binding; ATP binding. Gene Ontology annotation, biological process: mRNA splicing, via spliceosome; mRNA export from nucleus. Bases 392 to 1675 code for a protein of 427 amino acids. NCBI's taxonomy places the organism in Eukaryota, Metazoa, Chordata, Mammalia, Artiodactyla, Delphinidae. The record is from RefSeq and is a predicted model, not a curated record.